AUGGCUUCCAAACCAAGAGAAUACAACAUCCCAGCACACCCCAAUCGGGAUUUCUGGUCAUCACUAUGGCCGACAUCCUCCUCUCCUCCCGCGAAAGCCACGACAGUCGAGCCAACGCCGACCUAUAGCGUCCCCAAGGGUUCUCGUCGUGCAAAGACGCCCGUCAUAUCCGAAGAGCCAUCGAAAUCAAAAAAAUCAAAACCUACAAGGACAAAGUCAAAGUCAAAGUCAAAGAAAAGCUCAACAUCAAAGGGUCCAGGGUCAUGGUCGGAAUGGUACCUCAGCGAGGACAACGAGUACUUUUGGCGUGCGAGAAAACUUCCAAAUGAUCAAUGGGACUACGAAAAACAACCCAAACCAGAACCACCUCAACCCGAGUUCCAACCCCUCCCACAUCCUCACCUGGUGCCAAUAACCCAGCAAACUCAAUCAAAAAUAUCACCAGAACCCGAAAUCAAACCACUCCCUCACCCUCACCUAGAAACAAUAUCCCAACAAACCCAACCCACCACCAUCACCCCCCAACCAGACCCCCAACCCCUCCCACACCCCCACAUGCAACCAAUAUCCCAACCCAGCUCCCCCAAGAUAACAAUAGAAGACGCAACCCCCUUAUCCACUUCUUCCUCUUCAUCCCCCUCCCCAUCGCGAACCCCCUCUCCCCAAUCCAACACCCACCUCAAACCCCCCCCCUCCCCCGCCCUCAAAUCCCACCGCUCCGGCCGAUCAGCCCUCACAAACCCCAAAUCCUCCUAUCCCACCAUCAUCACAAAGUCCACAGGCCGCCCAACAGAAGCAAUCACCACUUCCAACCCCAGCCCUCGAACCUCCGGCCUCGCCCUCACAAGAAUAGAAUCCAUCUCCCCCAUCCGGAAACCUUCCCCUUUAUCCAAACCCCCCAGGACAGCCUCCCAGCAACAACCAGCACCCAAACCCCCAAAAGUCGUCAACCCCCCUGCUAAAAAAUCUUCGUCGCCAAAAAGGCCGAUCGGGCCGGUAAUGUGGCUUUUUACCGAGGGUAGGUCAAGAAAGGGGAAGUCAUUAGCCUCGCCGCCGCCACCCGCGGGAGGGGGGAAGGAAGGAGGGGAUGGGGGGGUGGUCAUCACCAAGAACAAGGGCACUGGCGUCUCGAAUAGUGAGCUGGCAAAAAAGAAGAAGAUGCUGGAUAGGAAGAUUAGAGAGGGGAAGGUGGUGGAUACAAAGGUUGAUAGUAAAAAGAGGAUAAGGGCUUGGUUGGGCGGGGUGGAGGGGGAGGAGGAGCUGAUUCCUUUGGAUGGGGAGGGGUUUCCUGUUUAUCGGUAG
Podospora pseudopauciseta is the source of this 1302-nucleotide messenger RNA. RefSeq lists its product as uncharacterized. The record is from RefSeq and is a predicted model, not a curated record. The transcript has 2 exons. NCBI's taxonomy places the organism in Eukaryota, Fungi, Ascomycota, Sordariomycetes, Sordariales, Podosporaceae. Bases 1 to 1302 code for a protein of 433 amino acids.